Bemisia tabaci is the source of this 1662-nucleotide messenger RNA. The record is from RefSeq and is a predicted model, not a curated record. Lineage: Eukaryota; Metazoa; Arthropoda; Insecta; Hemiptera; Aleyrodidae.
AUGGACGCAAGAGAAAAAUUCGCGGCAUUCAAGAAGGCUUAUGGGAAAACCUAUCGCACACCAACUGAAGAGAAAGAACGGUUUAUGAUAUUCAAUGAGAACUUGAACCAAAUCGACAGUCUCAUGGCUAGGAGAAGAGGGAGUGUUGUUUUCGGCGUUGGCCCAUACGCGGAUUUAACUAGCGCAGAGUACUCGGCAUCUAAGGGCACCCUACAAUCUGAGGACGCAAGCACCGAAGCCCCAUGGUUAAAACCACGAAUGCUGAAUCCGAACCAAAGCUGGUGGAACCAAAGACCAAGACAGAGAUCGGCGCCGGCACCAACCACCCCUAGGGGACACCCACCCCCUCGGUCAAACUCGGUACCUGCAUCGUUUAGACCCCCACCUUUCGGCUACAGAGGUUACGAACCAGAAGGAAGGAUCCUCAUUGACUGGCGCGUUCCGGCCAACCUGUAUCCACCAACUGUGCCUCAAGACCAGUUCGGACGGAAGUGCGGCGCGUGUUAUGUUUUUGCAGCAGUUGGUGCCGUUGAGAUCCUUUUGGCUAAGGCAGAAGGCAAAGUCACCCAGCUCUCCCACCAAGCUUUGAUUGACUGUGAUCAUGCGGAGGGCCAGAACGGCUGCGUGGGCGGGAGACUUCGAAACUCGCUGGACUACAUAAAGAACUCUGGAAUACCAACCGCCAAGAAAUACCCAUACGAGGCGCAGAACGGCCGAUGCAAGCACAAAAAACCUCACGUAAAAAUUGCCGACUGGUUCACAGCAGAUAAGGAUAAUCUGGAGGAACACUUGAAAUACAGUCCUAUCCCGACAAGCGUGUUUGCUCCUACGAUUCUCCAACACUACGUCUCAGGCGUGUUCGAUGAGGAAGGGUGCGUCAAUGAUUUACAAUACGCAAAACACAGCGUUGUUAUCGUUGGACAUUAUAAAGACGUGUGGAUUCUCCGAGACAAUGAACUUCCCACUUGGGGCUUACAGGGUCACUAUUUGCUGAGGAAAGGAAUAUGCGGCAUUGGAUUGAGGGCUUAUGAAAUACAAGGCCCCUAUCAACGUCAACGAAGCACAAAAAGACAGAAACUGGGUUUUUAAUCACGCGAAAAAGUGUUUGGAAUUUGAAAGGAAUCUUCCAAUAUAAUACAGAACAUAUUUUGGAGGAAGGUAGAACACUGAUUCCAAGGUUGCACGAGUGACUCAAACCAUUCAAUAUUUAUACCAGAAUGUAUUAGAUCAAUUUUUGUGUAAAAUUCUUCUGAUUUUCGCAUGAGAUCAGAGAAAAAAUUAAUGCGAUUUUUAGUUCGGAAUGACUGAUAUUUUUCUGAUGAAGAUGCGAUUUGCGAGGGAAAAUUUGGUGACAUUGACAUGCGUUCUUCCUUAGAAAGAACGACGAAUUGUUAGGAGCAGUGAAAAGUUAAACGGUUUCUAAAGAUUUUUGAGCGCGGUUGCAUAAAAUGCAAGAGAACGCCAUUACUGAACGCUACUCUUCUUUGAACAAAAAAAAUCGUCGAACAAAUCUGUAAAUUUGUUAUCAUCCCAUUUCACCUAAUAAUUUUAGACGGUGAGACUAAAUAAAUGUAUGGAUAUUCAUGGUUCUUGUUCUCAAGUACAACAUUUAUCUCUAAAAUAUAGGAGAAAACCAAAGUUUGGUAUACAUGCAUCGUCUAU